AUGCUUGCCAAUUCAGGCAGCGUGAGGAUUCUCAUCAAGGGAGGCAAGGUGGUGAACGAUGACUGCACCCACGAGGCUGACGUCUACAUUGAGAAUGGCAUCAUCCAGCAGGUGGGCCGUGAGCUCAUGAUCCCCGGAGGGGCCAAGGUGAUCGAUGCCACUGGGAAGUUGGUGAUCCCUGGAGGCAUUGACACCAGCACCCACUUCCAUCAGACCUUCAUGAACGCUACAUGCGUGGACGACUUCUACCACGGGACCAAGGCGGCACUAGUCGGAGGCACCACCAUGGUCAUCGGCCACGUCCUGCCUGACAAGGAGACCUCCCUCGUGGAAGCCUAUGAGAAGUGUCGGGGUCUGGCCGACCCCAAGGUCUGCUGUGACUACGCCCUGCAUGUGGGGAUCACCUGGUGGGCACCCAAGGUGAAAGCAGAAAUGGAGACGCUGGUAAGGGAGAAGGGUGUCAACUCCUUCCAGAUGUUCAUGACCUACAAAGACUUGUAUAUGCUUCGGGACAGUGAGCUCUAUCAAGUGUUGCACGCUUGCAAGGACAUUGGAGCGAUCCCCCGAGUCCAUGCUGAGAAUGGGGAGCUCGUGGCUGAGGGUGCUAAGGAGGCGCUAGAUUUGGGAAUCACGGGCCCAGAAGGAAUCGAGAUCAGCCGCCCAGAGGAGCUGGAGGCUGAAGCCACUCACCGAGUUAUCACCAUUGCAAACAGGACUCACUGUCCAAUAUACCUGGUCAACGUGUCCAGCAUCUCGGCCGGUGACGUUAUCGCAGCUGCUAAGAUGCAAGGGAAGGUUGUGCUGGCCGAGACCACCACCGCCCAUGCCACUCUGACAGGCUUACACUACUACCACCAGGACUGGUCCCACGCGGCCGCCUACGUCACGGUGCCUCCGCUGAGACUGGACACGAACACCUCCACCUACCUCAUGAGCCUGCUGGCCAAUGAUACUCUGAACAUUGUGGCAUCAGAUCACCGGCCUUUCACCACGAAGCAGAAAGCUAUGGGCAAGGAGGACUUCACCAAGAUCCCGCACGGAGUGAGUGGUGUCCAGGACCGCAUGAGCGUCAUCUGGGAGAGAGGAGUGAGCUUUCUCUCCCACCCCUGCCUCUCCACCAGGACCAUCUCAGCCAGCACCCAGGUGCAGGGAGGAGACUUCAACCUGUACGAGAACAUGCGCUGCCACGGCGUACCGCUGGUCACCAUCAGCCGGGGACGAGUCGUGUAUGAGAACGGUGUCUUCAUGUGCGCUGAGGGCACUGGCAAGUUCUAUCCCCUGAGGUCCUUCCCAGACACUGUCUACAAGAAGCUGGUCCAGAGAGAAAAGACCUUAAAGGUUAGAGGAGUGGACCGUACUCCCUACCUGGGGGACGUAGCUAUCGUUGUGCAUCCCGGGAAAAAAGAGAUGGGAACGCCACUCGCAGACACUCCUACUCGGCCUGUUACCCGACACGGGGGCAUGAGGGACCUUCACGAGUCCAGCUUCAGCCUCUCUGGUUCUCAAAUCGAUGACCAUGUUCCAAAGCGAGCUUCGGCUCGGAUCCUCGCUCCCCCCGGAGGCAGGUCAAGCGGCAUUUGGUAA
Messenger RNA from Puma concolor (puma), 1584 nucleotides. NCBI's taxonomy places the organism in Eukaryota, Metazoa, Chordata, Mammalia, Carnivora, Felidae. The record is from RefSeq and is a predicted model, not a curated record.